This is a messenger RNA of Xiphias gladius (swordfish), 1828 nucleotides long. It is a transcript of the gene gfra1b, whose product is annotated as gdnf family receptor alpha 1b. Gene Ontology annotation, biological process: nervous system development. The record is from RefSeq and is a predicted model, not a curated record. Gene Ontology annotation, molecular function: signaling receptor activity. Bases 66 to 1496 code for a protein of 476 amino acids. Gene Ontology annotation, cellular component: signaling receptor complex; external side of plasma membrane. The transcript has 10 exons. NCBI's taxonomy places the organism in Eukaryota, Metazoa, Chordata, Actinopteri, Istiophoriformes, Xiphiidae.
CAUUUUAUUUUAAUCCCCCGACGCACCUAUUUAAAACCACAAAAGAAACGAAAUCUCCCGGCGCAAUGAUUUUUACAACUUUUGUCAUUAUACUGUCCUUCCCGGCCUCAGUGUUCACCUUGAAGGGGGACGGCAGCACCGCCUCCCGGCCCGUGCACCUGGACUGCGUGAAGGCCAGCGAGCAGUGUCUGAAGGAGUACUCCUGCAGCACCAAGUACCGGACGAUGAGACAGUGCGUGGCGGGCAGGGAGAGCAACUUCAGCGCGGUCACCGGGCCGGAGGCGCGGGGCGAGUGCCGCAGCGCCAUAGAUGCCAUGAAGCAGAGCCCCCUGUACAACUGCAGGUGCAGAAGGGGCAUGAAGAAGGAGAAGAACUGCCUCCGGAUCUUCUGGAGCAUAUUUCAGAGUUUACAGGGUAAUGAUUUGCUGGAAUACUCUCCGUAUGAGCCAGUCAAUAGCCGGCUCUCAGAUAUCUUCCGCCUUGCCCCCAUCAUAGCUGUUGAGCCUGCAUCCACAAAGGAGAACAAUUGUCUGAAUGCUGCCAAAGCCUGUAACCUGAAUGACACAUGUAAGAAAUACCGCUCCGCUUACAUCAACCCCUGUACUAGCAGGGUGUCCGCUUCUGAGGUGUGCAACAAGCGCAAAUGCCACAAAGCUCUACGACAGUUCUUUGACAAGGUUCCAACUAAAUACAGCUAUGGGAUGCUGUUUUGCUCCUGUCCGGCGGGGGAUCAGACAGCAUGUGCAGAACGCAGACGGCAAACUAUUGUACCGGUCUGCUCCUAUGAGGAUAAAGACAAACCUAAUUGUCUGUCUCUUCAGAACACAUGCAAGACCAACUACAUCUGCAGGUCAAGGCUGGCAGAUUUCAUCAGCAACUGUCAGCCAGAAGCUCGCUCCAUAUCCGGCUGUCUGAGGGAGAACUAUGCUGAUUGUCUGCUGUCUUAUUCAGGUCUUAUUGGUACGGUGAUGACACCCAAUUAUGUGCGAUCUCUUGGUAUUAGCCUAUCACCGUGGUGUGACUGCAGCAGCAGUGGGAACAGCAAGCCAGACUGUGACAAAUUUGCUGAAUUUUUUACCAACAAUAGAUGCCUACGUAACGCCAUCCAGGCAUUUGGCAACGGUACUGAUGUUGGAGUCUGGCAGCCCCAACCCCCGAUUCAGCCUACUGUAGUAGAGCCUAGCAUCACUCUGAGGGGUAAUGGGCGAACCAAUAAUGCUCUGGACACACUGACAGACAUGACCAAACUGGAUCUCAAUGGCGACUCACUAUAUCACAUCUGUGGGACCUUGCAGGCCCAAAGAUUGGUGUCAAAUCAAACAGUGGAUACUAAUGUGUGUGCGAACCAUCAACUGGACAAGUCCAGUGACUCAAACGCCAUUGCUAGAAGCUCACCAGCUGAACUCACCUGCCUGCACCCGUCCAGUAUGCUCCUUGCACUAGCCUUUGGCUUUACACCAACAGUAUUACCACUAGAAGGUUUCUACCUUUUGUAGGAUGUGAGGCCUAUGGAUCGACACUCUUAGCUCAAGAAGUGAUUCAACUCGUGAACUUUAAUAUAGACAUUUGCCAGAGUGUGACGCCUACGUUUUUCUUUAAGUGGAAAAAAACCAACAAAGGAUGGUAAGAGGACUGCAAUCAUAGACAACAGUGGGUUAUAUCUGAGCAAUUCCUGCUGACUGUUGCUGUGUUGGAAAAAGACCUGCUCAAGCUGUUGCUGAGAUAUCAGCUCAUUUGCCUUCCAUGCCUCGUGGGGGCAAUUUGGUGACUUCAAAAAAAAUAAAUAGAAAAAAAAAAAUCAAAAAAAAAAAAAAUCAGAUUCAAACUC